AUGGAACCUUUCUUAAAGGAGAGAGAUACAGCAAUCAGAUCUUUAACAAGAGAACAGAAAGUUUAUUUGUUUAAGAAAGUCAUUAAGGCAUUUCCAAAAUUCCAGUCUCUGUUACCAUAUCGUACAUACGAGGAUGUAGAUUUGUUUGAGAAAAUCAUUAAAGCAUUUCCAAAAUAUCCGUCUCUAUUAGCAACUUAUAUACACGAGGAUAUAGAGUAUUAUGACAUGUCUUUUAUCAAUAUGUUGAAAGUAACUCUUCUAGAAAACUUUGAAGCAAAAGUUGAAUUGGAAGUAUUUGAAAAUCCUUAUAUUGAGAACACUAAAUUAGAGCGUAUUAUUUGUUUAGAUGAUAAUAAGGGUCAUUUAGAUAAAAUUAAUUAUAGAGAAGGAGUGGAAAAGUGUGAUUUAUUUAAUUUCUUUGGAGAAGAAGAAGUUGUUGAUUUAUCAUAUUUUAAUCUUAUUUAUGAUUUAUACCUUGAAUUAGGUAUUGGAAUUAUUUUAGAAUAA
This is a messenger RNA of Hepatospora eriocheir, 507 nucleotides long. The record is from the annotation of a GenBank genome assembly. NCBI's taxonomy places the organism in Eukaryota, Fungi, Microsporidia, Hepatosporidae.